Messenger RNA from Xylona heveae TC161, 856 nucleotides. RefSeq names its product nucleic acid-binding protein. Gene Ontology annotation, cellular component: mitochondrial nucleoid. Gene Ontology annotation, molecular function: single-stranded DNA binding. Lineage: Eukaryota; Fungi; Ascomycota; Xylonomycetes; Xylonales; Xylonaceae. The coding region runs from base 152 to 562 and encodes 136 amino acids. The record is from RefSeq and is a predicted model, not a curated record. The transcript is spliced from 3 exons. Gene Ontology annotation, biological process: positive regulation of helicase activity; mitochondrial DNA replication.
UCCCGUUCGCGUGUCCGCGCGUUUGAUCUCUCUUCCCUUCCCCAUCAAACCACCAACACGCAAACCGCAAUCGUAAUCCCCAAACGUCCGAUUCCAGAACAACCCUUCCCACGUGUCGCUAUCCGUUGCACAUCACAAGCAUCGACAAGCAAUGUCUCCGCGUCUUUUCACCCCGCACGGCCUGCGUCUGGCGCGCGCUUUUUCGACGACUCCCCGUAACCAGCUUGCCAAGAUGACCUUGAUCGGACGUCUGGCCGCAGACCCUGAGCUCACAGCGACCUCGAGCGGUCAGGAAAUGGUGCGCUAUGCAAUUGGCACAAGCUAUGGACCCAAGGAUAAUCGCCAGACCAGCUGGUUCCGCAUUGCUAGCUUUGAUGAUGGACCUCGACGGGAUUACCUGUUGAGCUUACAGAAGGGCACUCUUCUCUAUCUCGAAGGCGACGCUACGAUGCGGACUUACGAGGACAGUGAAGGAAAGUCGCGCUCUAGCCUUAACAUUGUUCAGCGCAGCAUCGAAGUCCUCAAGCGUCCUAAUUCUUCCGAUUCCUCCAACAACCAGUAAUUGCACUCAAGAAUUGUGUUCUAUUGCUGUGCCCAACAUUCAGCUUGUGGACCUGUCUUCGAUCGGAAUGAGAACCAUCCAUUAAUGAUACCUGAUCAUUUAAUCCCUUCUUUUCGGCUUUCCCAAAGGACACCACAUGUCCAUCUAUUAACAAUGUAUUAUUAUACGUCCAACUUCAAUUGAGCUUUAUAACUUUCCAAAUCUAUUUCCCCCUCGUUUCGGCUUCCGGCUAUUUUUACUCACUCUCCACUUUUCGGUAUCGAAACUCACAGAUUCAAUUACUGUAUAACUAAU